Molecule: messenger RNA, 1384 nt
Organism: Tyto alba (common barn owl)
Lineage: Eukaryota; Metazoa; Chordata; Aves; Strigiformes; Tytonidae
Gene: RBFA
Product: ribosome binding factor A
Exons: 7
Coding region: 32-1036 (334 amino acids)
Biological process (GO): rRNA processing
Source: RefSeq, a predicted model, not a curated record
AGCGCGGCUCCGGGCCGGGCGGCGCGCCAGCAUGUGGGGCGGUCGGACGGCGGGCGCCGUCCCGCCGUGGGGCCGGGGCCUGAGCGGCUCCGCCGUCCUGCGCGGCUCCAGGAACCUGCUGCUAAAAAUGCUCCGCAAAAAGAAGAAGAAGUUUUGGUAUGACAGCCCUACCCUGGGAUCCAAAGUGAUGUAUAAACCAACCCAGUUGGCCUCUGCAAUAAAAGAUGACCAAACAAAAACUAGGAAGGAAGAUAACAUACGCUGCAGAGUCUUGAACGGUCUUAUUCAUAAAGCUGUGACAGAGAUGAUGACUACCUGUGAAAUUAGUCAAGAACUUUAUGAUCUCAAGCUGGAAAUCUGCAAGGUGUCCCUGGCAUCAAACUUUUCAGCAUGUCGUGUGUACUGGAAUCCUGCUGCCACUACUGAGAAAGACAGUUAUGUUGAAAGUGUACUGAAGAAGAGUGCUCCACGUAUACGGUAUCUUCUGAGGAGUCAGCAGAUAGUAGGAAAUGUGCCCCCGGUAGUAUUUGUAAAAGACAAAGAAGCUUCAGCUGUAAAAGAGGUUGAGGAUUUAUUGUCAGUUGCAGAUUUUGGACCUCCAGAAGAAAAAACAUCUCAAAAUGACUCUAGAGAACUGUUCUCUUCAUCAACUCAACCUUCAGCAACUCAAUCUUCAGAUUCACCCCUGCGGUCUAAUCUUUUUGGUAUUGAUCAUGAACUGCUGAAUAAGCAGAUAAUGGACUAUAAAAGACUGAAAGUGUCAAAAGAUAGAGAAAACAUUGCCUUGACAGAAGUGCAGGAGCAGCAGCUUUCUAAGAUUCAAAAGAAAAUGAAAAAGAAGAAAACAAGGAGUCUUCCUGACGAUGACAUUACACCACAGAAAUACUUACUGGACAGAUAUGAAGCUGAUCACUGGGAUGAUAACACUGAAUCAGUCUCGGACUAUGAGCUGGAGGAUGAAUUACAGGAAGAGGUAAACAAAUUGGAGGCAGAUUAUGGCAAAACUCAAAGUCAGCCUACUGAUAAACUGAAAUGAAGUGGAAAAGCCACUCCCUUGAAAAUGGGGGCUGCCGAUAGCAAAAAACAAGACUGCCAUCGAUACUGAAAGGUUAGUUUUGUACAGCCUGUUUACCACUUCCUCUUUCAAACUAAUAGGUUUGCCACAUGUGAGGAGGUUUGCUGGCACAAGGUGUGUAGAAAAAAAAAAAAACAAAUGCAAUUUGUGACAUUCUGUUAAGCAGCUUUCAAGCUGCUGCAGUUGUAGGAUUUUCAACCAGAGAGCAGCUUUGUAAUAACGAUAUACAUAGUACAGCACUGAGUUAAAACUUCCUACAGUUUUGUUGAUUAUUUCCAAUAAAAUUAUGGCUUCUAUGUUGAAAUAAAA